AUGUCGACUUAUACAACAUCUGUACAACGUGGUGGACAAUUUAAUUAUGAAACAAGAAUUAUACAUGCUGAUCAUUCAGUAACGACAAUUACAACAGUUGAUAAAACUGAUCAUGCUGAUGAAGAUAAUCAUACGACAGCCAUAGGUCAAAUAACAACAUCACCAGAUUUAGAAAAAUUAUUCGACAAAUUGAAUAUUAUCUUAGUGAUAUCAAUUUAA
Rotaria sp. Silwood2 is the source of this 219-nucleotide messenger RNA. NCBI's taxonomy places the organism in Eukaryota, Metazoa, Rotifera, Eurotatoria, Philodinida, Philodinidae. The record is from the annotation of a GenBank genome assembly.